Molecule: messenger RNA, 3304 nt
Organism: Oncorhynchus tshawytscha (Chinook salmon)
Lineage: Eukaryota; Metazoa; Chordata; Actinopteri; Salmoniformes; Salmonidae
Gene: plppr4a
Product: phospholipid phosphatase related 4a
Exons: 7
Coding region: 426-2879 (817 amino acids)
Biological process (GO): phospholipid dephosphorylation; phospholipid metabolic process; axonogenesis
Molecular function (GO): phosphatidate phosphatase activity
Source: RefSeq, a predicted model, not a curated record
ACUCUAAUGCGCGCCACCCGUGCGAAAAAUAGGUUUUAAGUACAUUUGUUCUGACGUCACUUGUAUCGAUCUUUUUAGCGUUUUCCUUCUCGAGUCGUUCCACAUCGUUGUCACCUGCAAAUACUAAAUACUCACAAGGAAUGUAAUGCAAUAUUUGGAACAUGUUUCUGCCCUCUAGAUAUCUAAAUACGCACAAUGUUUUGAAUUGUAUCAUUUGGUUUUGUGGCUGGUUUUGAUACAGUGAUUUUUUUUGCGCGAGUGACUGACUGCAGUGGAGCGAUUCCUUCAACACAAGCGCGACACUUGGCGAUGGAGCAGAAACCACCAGCUACAGAAGCAUAAUUUCUUACAUUGCCAAAAUUACGGGCGGAAUUAAAUACAACUCUCUGUCUCCGGCCUCUCAAAGGAGAGACAGGAGGUUCAUCAUGUCUGCAAAAGAGAGAUUAAAAGGGAAGGUGACCAAAGACAGCGUUACCUUACUGCCAUGUUUCUAUUUCGUUGAGCUUCCCAUCCUGGCCUCCUCUGUGGUCAGUCUGUAUUUUCUGGAGCUGACAGAUGUGUUCAAACCGGUGCGGUCAGGUUACAGCUGCAAUGACCGAAGUCUGAGCAUGCCCUACAUCGAGCCCGCUCAGGAGGCCAUCCCCUUCCUCAUUCUCUUCAGUCUGGCCUUCGCUGGACCUGCAGCCACGAUAAUGAUAGGAGAAGGUAUCCUGUAUUGCUGUCUGUCCAGGAAAAAGAGUGGGGUCAAAACAGAGGCCAAUAUCAACGCAGCCGGCUGCAAUUUCAACUCGUAUAUACGGCGAGCUGUUCGGUUUGUUGGGGUCCAUGUAUUUGGCUUAUGCAUCACGGCUCUCAUCACUGACAUCAUCCAGCUGUCGACGGGUUACCACGCCCCCUACUUCCUGACAGUGUGUAAACCCAACUACACCAUACUCAACAUGACCUGUGACGACAGCUCCUUCAUCAUAGAGGACAUCUGUUCUGAUGGAGCAGACCCAGCCGUCAUCAACUCUGGCAGGAAGUCCUUUCCCUCGCAGCAUGCUACUCUGGCUGCCUUCGCUGCUGUCUAUAUCUCUAUGUACUUCAACGCGACGUUGACAGAAUCCUCCAAGCUGCUGAAGCCCCUGUUGGUCUUCUCCUUCAUCAUGGGUGGCAUCAUCUGUGGGCUGACCCGCAUCAUCCAGUUCAAGAACCACGCCAUCGACGUCUACUGUGGCUUCCUCAUCGGAGGAGGGAUCGCCGUCUACCUGGGUCUGUAUGCAGUGGGUAACUUCCAGCCCAGUGAGGACACAUCCAGACAGCAACCCCAGCCUCCCCCGCUCCGAGAGCCCCCCAGGAGCAACACUGUGCCCAACGUCAGCCAGAAUGCAGGUCGCCACCUGCAGCCCAACAGCCUCAACAGCAUGAACAGCCUAAAUAGCGUGAGCACCGCGGACGGCCUCACCGCGGCCCACCCCGAGACCAUCCUGACCCGGGUGCCCUCCUACCGCGAGUCCAGCUCCCUGAAUAAUCUAAAGAGGGCCAGCGCCGAUUUGGAGUGCAUCACCCCGCCGAGUCCCAUGGGUAAACAGGACUGUCUGGUGACCUUUAACAGUAGCACGUUACCCAGGUCACAUGGUGGCUCACUACCCGAGGAGCACCGCGUCCCUCGCCGCCACGCCAGCAUCCACUCCUCCAUGGACUCCACGCGCUCCAAGCAGCUGCUGUCUCAGUGGAAGAGCAAGAACGAGAACCGGAAGCUCUCUCUUCAGGUGAUGGACAGCGGGGUGGUUGUGGGACGCCACCAUUCAACAUCCUCCUCCUCCUCGCCUCAGAGGACCAUGGAGCUGAGGUGCAGCUCUGAGCCAUCCGCCAUGGGCCUGGAGGCAGAGCUCCGUGCUCAGGGACACAUCCCCGCCCAGUACAUGAAGCUGGCAGCCAGCACCGUGCCACUGUCCAACCACCUCCCCCACAACGGGGGCAGCAGCGGCCUGGCAGGGGGGGCCCGCGUGUCCAUCCAGUCCCGGCCAGGCUCCUCCCAGCUCGUCCACAUCCCAGAGGAGACGCAGGAGCACGUCAACAGCGGCACCUCCAGUAGGGAGGACGAGGAUGAUGACGACAGGGAGGAUAACUAUGGCGGAGGUGGGAUUCCUGGUGGGGGAGGCUCGGUUCGCUCCAAGUGGCUGAAGGAGGGCGCCCCCUGCAGGACUAACAGUCUAACUAACCAGCCACGCAUCAUGCAGGUCAUCACUAUGUCCAAGCAGCAGGGUCUGCUCCAGCACGGCAGCCCCAAGAGCUCCGAGGACGGCAGCGUGGUCAGCUGCACAGGCUCCAUCCAGUACAAGGCCCUGAUGGACCAGGAGGCCGGCCAGGGGAUCGUGAGGGUGGAGGCCCAUCCAGAGAACAAGCCUGUGAUCAAGCCUCCGGACGGCAGUGGCUCCUGGAGGUGGAAGCCCCAGGAGCAGCGUGGCAGCAUCCGCCAGGCCUUCGAGCUCAACGACCUCAACCGCGACACGGAGAGCUGCGACUCGCUCAAGGACGGCUACGGCUCCUUCGAUGGCAGGAGGAGCCAGACAGGCACCGACACCGGCAGCGAGCAUGGCGGUGGCAGUGGGGGAGGCGGUCACCCACACGUGCACCACCCUCACUACCACCACCACCACCACCCCCACCAAGGCAUCACCACCAUCCGUGUGACCCCUGUGGAGGGACUAGGAGGAGGAAGCGAGGCCGCCUCCGAGACCCUCUCCAUCGCCUCCAGCAGGGAGUCCACCCUGCGGAGAAAAGGCAACAUCAUCCUGCUCCCGGAUAGAGGUCAGAGUCCAGACAACUCCAGGAACUAUUUCAAAGGGACCUCCCCCACACCGCCCCCCACCCUGGGACUGGCCUAUAGAGAGUGAACAGCUGCCCCAGUCAUCCCUUACCCUUACCAUUCCCCCUUACCGCCCAUGUGGUGGCCUAUCUGUCCCCCCAUGAGUGGCCUUCUACACUGGGUCUAGUCUGGAACCCACAAUAGGACCAUUGAACACAUUCAGCUACGACUGUAUAUUAUCAAACCCAUCAUGGAUUCAGUGGUGUUAACUGGGCUGGCUUACCUUUUCCAGUGCCAUUCUAAAUGUCAAAAUUCAUUAGCUAGCUCAGUGUGUCUAGUACAGGAAGGCCACUACAGUGUUUUUCCAUUCUGCAAAAAUCUGUUUGUUUUUUUGUUUUCAGCAGUUUAUUGUUAGACUUGGUUUGAUAGGACCGGAUUAAAUGUAUUGGUGUGUGUUCUUUGAGAAAUGCAGUAAAAAUAUAUAUAUUUUAAACAUUAAAUAAUGAAGUAAGA